AUUCCUCUGAAUUUGAGGCAAUUGGUUUUAUAGUCAGGAUGUCUCGCGCUUCUAAGCUGACAUUAGCUGCCACGGGCCUUGGUACGGCGGGAAUCGUCUACUUUGUGCACUGGGCGCAGGAACAAGAGAAAAUGGCAAUGCAUAAAGGAGUCGAGCGAGAUAUGGAGAAACAGCGCGUUCGAUUAGAGCGACAAGCGGAUUUCGAGAUGCAAAAGGCCUUAGAGGAGGAAUAUCGAAAGCUCCAAAAAGUUUCUCCGAGUACAGAUGGCGUUGGAUCGGGAGGAGCAGACACAAAUCUGAAUAAGGGGACAUGAUAUUGGUGGCUGUGAGAUUGCACGGUUCAAUUCAGCGGUCUGUAACGCCAGAGAUGUGACUGCUGUGAUGGGGACAUAUGUAAAAUAUACACUUUAUGUACAUUAUUAUAUACAGCCAAACGCCUUUCUUUAUGGAUUUUGCAUAGCUGCAUUCGAGAUACCUCUAGUCCUGUCCCGUUUGGGGUUAUCAGCACGUUCAGCAUACACAAAUAUGAUGAUUGAUGGCGCCAGGUGCAGU
This is a messenger RNA of Aspergillus ochraceoroseus IBT 24754, 552 nucleotides long. RefSeq names its product protein PET117. Gene Ontology annotation, biological process: mitochondrial respiratory chain complex IV assembly. The record is from RefSeq and is a predicted model, not a curated record. Lineage: Eukaryota; Fungi; Ascomycota; Eurotiomycetes; Eurotiales; Aspergillaceae. The transcript has 3 exons. Gene Ontology annotation, cellular component: mitochondrion. Bases 39 to 314 code for a protein of 91 amino acids.